AAAAUAACCGGGUAGCGGUAGCGUUCGUUUUUUGGUUAUGUUUCCACUUUAACGUAACUAUAUCGUUUUUAUUUAUCAAAAUCUAGUGGAAUAACUCCUUCAAAAUGACGAUAGGAAAGAAUAAUAAAAUGAUCCAACACAUAAACUAUAGGGUCCGAAUAACACUGCAGGACUCUAGGACGUUUAUCGGCACCUUUAAAGCUUUCGACAAGCAUAUGAACAUGAUACUCGGCGACUGCGAAGAAUUCCGUAAAAUUAAACCCAAAAACUCGAAAGUCGAACGAGAAGAGAAACGGGUAUUAGGAUUUGUACUGCUCAGAGGCGAGAGCAUAGUCUCACUAACUGUAGAAGGGCCUCCACCACCAGAAGAGGGACUUCCUCGGGUGCCUAUUCCCGGAGCAGCCCAAGGACCAGGUAUCGGAAGAGCAGCAGGUAGGGGAAUGCCACCGGGUAUGGCUGGAGUCCCAGUAGGUCUGCAAGGUCCCGUGAGAGGAGUCGGAGGACCAUCCCAGCAAGUAAUGACGCCUACGGGUAGAGGACAGGUUUCGGCGCCGCCACAAAUGAACCAAGCGCCUCCGAGGAUGGGUGGCCCUCCGCCUGGUAUGAUGGGGCCUCCGCCCGGAAUGAUGGGCAUGCCGCCGCAAAUGGGCAUGGGGCGCGGUGGACCGCCUCCGAUGGGUAUGAGGGGUCCCCCGCCCGGUAUGAUGAGAGGUGGCCCGCCCGGACCGCCAAGGCCUUAUUAAGUGUACCUCUAAGACUUUAUUUUUGAUAAGUUUAAUUUAGAGUUGGAUUGAGAUGAUUCGUGAUUGUUGUGUGAAUUAACUGAAUAAUUUUGGUAUAAUAUUACUUGCAAUUAUUCGAGAUGUUCUUUUUUCAAAUUUCAUUUAAUGCUAAAGUCGAUAUCUUGUAUUCUUUGAUUUUUUUUAUUCUCUAGACCAAUUAAACUUGAUUGUUUAAAAGGAAUCAUUCAUGUUUUAUUUUAUUAUAAGGAUAUGUAUUUUUAUUUGAAACUGAUAGAAUAAAGUAGUUAAU
This is a messenger RNA of Phyllotreta striolata, 1032 nucleotides long. The record is from the annotation of a GenBank genome assembly. Lineage: Eukaryota; Metazoa; Arthropoda; Insecta; Coleoptera; Chrysomelidae.